Molecule: messenger RNA, 3739 nt
Organism: Osmerus eperlanus (European smelt)
Lineage: Eukaryota; Metazoa; Chordata; Actinopteri; Osmeriformes; Osmeridae
Gene: cnksr2a
Product: connector enhancer of kinase suppressor of Ras 2a
Biological process (GO): regulation of signal transduction
Cellular component (GO): membrane; cytoplasm
Molecular function (GO): protein binding
Source: RefSeq, a predicted model, not a curated record
AGAGAGAGAGAGAGAGAGAGAGAGAGAGAGAGAGAGAGAGAUGACAGUGUCGAUGCUGCUGAGUGUCGAGUCCAAUCCCCGGUGUGUUAUCUCUCUGCUAGACAGUCGGUAACGGAGCUGCUCCUCACGGGAGCAGACGGCAGGCGCGCGAGGAAGGGAGGGAAUGAGAAAGCGCGAGGGGUUUCAUUCUGGUGACACAUGUCAGAUAUAGGCUCAAGCUGUGGAAUGUAUCGGAUGCCAGUGCACACACAGACGGGCUGUCCCGCGCAAUGCCGCGCGCUGUAACGUCGCUGCACUAACGGGAGACAAACUCCCGCGGAAAGAGGCAAAGACACAUUGGAGAGACUGAUAGAGGGACUGGGCAACGGCCGCGGCGGAGAGUGUGUGAAGUUUCCCGAUGGCGCUGGUGAUGGAGCCGGUGAGCAAAUGGAGCACGAGCCAGGUGGUGGACUGGAUGAAAGGCCUGGAUGACUGCCUGCAGCAGUACGUGGGUGUGUUUGAACAUGGAGGUGUGUGUGGGGAGAGGCUGCUGAGGAUCAGCCACGCCGAGCUGGAAGAGCUGGGCGUGUCUCGGAUCGGACACCAGGAACUCAUCCUGGAGGCCGUGGACCUGCUCUGCGCUCUGAACUCAGGUCUGGAGACGGAGAGUGUGAGGACCCUGGCUCACAAGCUCGGCGCCUCGGCAAAAAACCUCCAGAACUUCAUCUCCGGCCGCCGGCGCAGCAGCCAAUCAGAGAGCAGGAUCUCUCGUCGCCUUCCAAACGACCUCCUGACUUCUGUGGUUGAUCUCAUCACCGCCGCCAAGAGUUUACUGUCUCCUGCUGACCGCUGUAAGAAGAUCCAUGCAGGAGAUGAGGUCAUCCAAGUUAACCACCAGACUGUGGUGGGCUGGCAGCUGCGUAACCUGGUGGGCUCUCUACGAGCAGACAAGGGGGGCGUGUCUCUGACGCUGAAGAAACGCCCACAGAGCACGCUUAGCUCCGCCCCCGCGCUGCUGAAGAACAUGCGCUGGAAACCCUUAGCUCUGCAGCCAACCAGGAGCCCCGGCAGUGGUCCGGCCACGCCCUCAGGCACGCCCACCAAGAGCUCCGCCCUCCAGGACCUCUACAUCCCGCCUCCUCCUGCUGAGCCAUACACACCGAGGGCCGAAACGGGGACCUUGUCUGGCGAUGAGGAGUCCCGUAACCAUGGCGCCUCCUUGCUGGUCAAACGCUCGGAGUCGCCGAACUCCUUCCUGGAUCAGGAGUCUCACCAACAAGAGGAGGAGGAGCCAGUUUACUGUACCACGCCCACCUAUGGCAGGCUUAGGCCUAUCUCCAUGCCUGUUGAGUGCAACUGGGUGGGGGACUACGAAGACCCAGCCAAGCUGAACAGGGACAACCGCAGAGAAGCGUCUCUGCUGCGCUACGUGGGAUUGGCUGGAAGAGAGGAGAGGCUCGGUUCGGAGGAUUACUCCUCCCACACUGGGCGGAGCCAGAAACGCGACACGGGCAAGCGGAGCAACGACACUGGCAAACGCACCAAGAGGCGGAGCCACCACAGCCAGAGCCCCUCCCACUAUGUCCUUCAGAGAGAGGCCACGCCCACAGAGCAAGCUGCUCUCUAUCAUACGUACCAGCAGUCGACAUCUCUCUCAAAGACCAGGAAGAAGAAUAAAGGCCGAGGCCUGACCCUGCUGAGCCGCAGGCGGGUGUCCUGCAAGGCCCUGGGCCGGGGAGACUGUGAGGGCUGGCUCUGGAGGAAGAGGGACGCCAAGGGAUACUUCUCCCAGAAGUGGAAGAAGUACUGGUUUGUUCUCAAAGAAACCUGUCUCUACUGGUACAUCAACGAAGAGGAUGAAAAGGCUGAAGGCUUCGUCAGUCUCCCAGAGUUCAAGAUCGACAGAGCCAGCGAGUGUCGCAAGAAGUAUGCGUUCAAAGCAUGCCAUCCCAAAGUUAAGAGUUUCUACUUUGCUGCCGAUGGCGUGGAUGACAUGAACAGGUGGCUUAGCCGUCUGAACAUGGCUGCUGUAGGAUACACAGAGAGGAUACGCCAGGAGCAGGACUACUGGAGUGAGAGUGAUCAGGAGGAGGAAGCCUCCAGCCCCAAACAGGACAGCCCCCCUCCCCCCUACGACACCUACCCCCGGCCCCCCUCAAUGAGUGCGUACGUGGAGGGCAGGACCGGCCGUCUGUCGUCAACGGAGACGUCUCGUUCCCGCUCCUCUCAGGAGGACUUCCUGGGCGAGCCUGCAGUCGGCGGCAGCGAGGCGCAGUACCACACUGGACCACGGGGGGGCAGCAGCACUCACAGUGGCAGGAAGGCGAUUGGGAGCAGCAGCAGCGACGCGCAGUACCGCUGUGAUCCUGUAGAGUACCGCUCCAGUCCUGGGGGGGGCAGCAGUGAGACAGGCUCCCCGGGGCGCUCCUCCUCGUCCCAGCGACGCUCGUGGCAGGACCUGAUAGAGACCCCCCUAACAGAGGCAGGGCUGCACUACCUGCAGACUGGACCCCUAGAAGACGCUGUGUUUGCGGACCCUGUGGUAGGGCUUGAGACCAUGGCUGUGGGCGGAGUCUACACCCUCCCCGCACAGAGGAACCUCCCGUAUCCCCUGGCAACCCAGAGGCUCAUCCCCAUGGCAACCCAUGGAGGGAAACCCCGCAGUUACACCUUACCUCGAGACAGCAAUCUGCACACAGUGCUGGCACCACCUGUAAGACAGGACCUGCACACACACACCGGUGCAGGUGAAGGGGCGUCGCUGGGCGACCUGUUCCGUGCAUGUGAGCAGGGUGGGGUGUGUCCUCUGGGCCGGCCCUCAGAGCUCCGGGGUCAGACAGAGUUCAGACAGUCGUUCCUGCGCAGGGCGGCCGACCCCCAGCUUAACGACCGCCUGCACCGCCUGCGCAUACUCACCUCCACUCUGAAGGACAGGGAGGGGGAACUAGCUCUGAUUGACAGGCUGUUGGCCAAUCCCCAGCUGUCGUCGGCAGAGUUCCAGGAGUGGAAGAGAGCCUAUCAGGAGCUGUUCUCUCAGGACCCAGUCACACCGGCCGAGUCAGAGUCCGCCCAGCACACUCCCUCGCUCUCUCACACACACUCCUACAUCGAGACGCACGUCUGACACUCACACACACACACACACCAAACAGUGUUGAGCGUCACUCCAGAAGCAGAUAAACACAUUUCUGAUGGACCCAGACUGCCAGACUGUUGGCGUAAUAAGCCUACAGUACCAGAGGAGGAACUGUAUUUGAUUAUCCCGAGCCGCACGACAGGGACAGUACCAGACGUGUCAGCACCUGACUCCACAUGGUUUGUAGCUGUGUCCUCUUUCAGACCACGAUGGAUAGGUAGAGCUCAGGAACGACUCUCCGACGACCCCCGCAUCUGUGAGAAAGACUGCUGUGUCUUUAACACACACACAUAUGCACACACACACACACACACACACGUGGACGCAACACAAACACGCACAUACACGCGCACACACACAGCCUAUGACGGCCCCAGACAUACUUGGACACAAGAGACAACUCGGGGAACUGCUUCCUCCAAUAGCGUCACGGAGCAGCUUCUCUCUGCCCUCUGAUUGGACAGCCAUUUUACAGUAUAUUUCUAUAUCCUGCUUGAUGUGCCAUGUUUGUAUCACCAGACAGGUUGUGUUAGCACAGAUGUACAGUGUAUACCGAUGAUGCAGCCUUAUAGCGACACUUAUAUCAAUAUAUCUAGCGAAUGUUUAUGAUGCUGACAAACUGUG